GCCUCCCCUCGGCUCGGCUCGGCUCGGCUCGGCUCGGCUCGACUCGACUCGGCUCAGCCUGCUGCUGCGAGUGCGGGUCUUCUUCCUUCUCCCCAUCUCUGCCGCAGAGCAGCGGAUCUCUGACGGGCAUGGAGCCAGCGGGCGCGUUCGGCGCCGGGAAGGUCGGGAGCGCCGCUUUCGACCCGGUUGCCUUCUUCACACAUCCCCGGACCAUCGUCAGACUGAUGUCGUGGGUCUUCUCCAUUGUUGUGUUCAGCUGUAUUGUGAACGAGGGGUACAUCAACAUCGGGAGCGAGCGGUUGCUCUGCGUCUUCAAUAACAACGCCGACGCCUGCAACUACGGCGUUACCGUGGGCGUGGCCUGUUUCCUCGGCAGCAUUUGUUUCCUGAUCUUGGACGUUUACUUCCCCUCCAUCAGCAGCGUCAGGGACAGAAGACGCGCCGUUCUGCUGGACCUCACCUUCUCCGCACUGGCCAGCUUCCUGUGGUUCGUCGGAUUCUGUUUUCUGGCCAAUCAGUGGCAGGCGACAUCUCCAGAUGAGCUGCCGUUGGCGCAGGGCUCCGACGCUGCCAGAGCCACCAUCGCUUUCUGCUUCUUCUCCAUUCUCACUUGGGCUGUACUGACGCUGAGUGCGCUGCGCCGCUUCUUAUCAGGCAGUAAUAUGACCCUGUUCACAUGGCAACACCUGGACCCCACCCCCGGCAACGCUCGAGCCACACCUUACCCUAUCGCAAACGGAGCCACCAUCGUCACCACCAAUCCCUACCAAGCCCCGCCCUUCACCGAAACCUUGGACCCCCAGAAGCUCACACAGCAAAGACCGAUGGCCCCUGCCUUCUAGAGCGGAGAGAGCGGCGCUACGGAGCGAACCGAGGGGAACCGAGGGGACGGCCAGAAAGGAUGAGAGAAGAUGGCGCGGUGUGACGUGAGGAACGCCGCGCGCAGCGUGUGAUGGGGACUACUUCCUGGGUUGUUCUUUAAUAGAUUUCGUCCUCCUCCAAGAUCGGCAUGAUUUGGGUCAUGUGAUGUUUGGUCUGUUUUCACCAUAGCAA
Messenger RNA from Lampris incognitus (smalleye Pacific opah), 1053 nucleotides. Its product is annotated as synaptogyrin-3-like. The record is from RefSeq and is a predicted model, not a curated record. Gene Ontology annotation, cellular component: synaptic vesicle membrane; neuromuscular junction. NCBI's taxonomy places the organism in Eukaryota, Metazoa, Chordata, Actinopteri, Lampriformes, Lampridae. Bases 129 to 842 code for a protein of 237 amino acids. The transcript has 4 exons.